Messenger RNA from Priapulus caudatus, 2097 nucleotides. RefSeq lists its product as uncharacterized. The record is from RefSeq and is a predicted model, not a curated record. Gene Ontology annotation, molecular function: chitin binding; protein binding. Gene Ontology annotation, cellular component: extracellular region. Gene Ontology annotation, biological process: carbohydrate metabolic process. The coding region runs from base 68 to 1606 and encodes 512 amino acids. NCBI's taxonomy places the organism in Eukaryota, Metazoa, Priapulida, Priapulimorpha, Priapulimorphida, Priapulidae. The transcript has 7 exons.
CCAUAUGUAUAUAAAGUGAGCGAAAGUGGUCACUCGUCAGUCUGAGUGCAGCCUCCGAAGUAGCAACAUGAAGGUCCUCAUCAUUGCUCUGUGCGCUGUCGUGUAUAUGGCCGCGGCCAGUCCGCUGGAAAAGCGUCUGGGAGUACCGAUACAGGCAGAGGAUGACUGCAACCCGAAGAUCGGCGCCAAGAACUUCUCUACCGAUGCCACCGAUUGCCAGGUGUUCUACAUCUGCGAUCACGGAUGGCCGAAGAUCCGUCGUUGCCCAGGUGACACCAUCUGGACACCAGCAUUGGAGAGAUGCACCGACAAGUACUUUGCGGUUAACGACGAGUGCAGAUACGAGGCUCCACCCACACCAGCACCUGUGGAAAUCGCUCCAGAAGAUCUUGACCCAGCUGCGUGCUACGACCCAAGAAACAUGUGCAACGGAGUUAUUGAUUGCAACAAUGGAGAGGAUGAGGAGGGCUGUGCUCCGAUCUGUGACCCUAACGCCUGCAGACUGCCAGACUGCAAGUGCAGUAGCCCAGACGCUCCAGGAAACCUCCAGUCAAAUGAGAUUCCACAGCUGGUUAUGAUUGGAUGGGAUGGUGCUCUGAGAGUAGAGGACUACAACCAUCUUCUCCAGCAGAUCCUCAAGAAGGUGAAUGCCCAGAGACAAAGAGAACCGCGAAGGAACCCCAAUGGUUGCCCGUUAACCGCAACUUUCUUCACAAGCCAUCAGUUCACUGAUUACGCAGCAGUCCAGUCGAUGUACGCCGAGGGAAAUGAGAUCGCCUCAUUCUCUAUCACUAAGCAGCUGCCAUCAGAGUACUGGGCCCAGGCUUCAGAUGCCGAACUCUCUGCUGAGUAUGCCGGACAGCGCGCCAUGUUCAACAGGUUCUCUGGCAUCCCAGCCAGCGCCAUCAAGGGAGUGCGAUCUGCUUACCUGCAGACCAAGGGAAGCGACUUUGUUAACCUCAUUAAGGAUGAUGGAUUCACAUGGGAUUCUUCCUACCCUACCGACAAGAUUGAUCCUCCCCUGUGGCCAUACACCUUCGAUUACCAGUCCACUGGUGGCUGCGCCAUCCCUCCAUGCCCAACUUCGUCUAUCUCUCGAAUGUGGGAAGUUCCCCUCGUUGAUUGGUAUGACACCAACGACACGCUGUGCGCCAACGUUGACAGUUGUUAUUAUCCCAACGACAAGGCAGAGGCUCUUCAGCUCCUGCGUACCAACUUUGACCGCCAUUACAAGACCAACAAGGCUCCCUUCCCCAUCAACCUCCGUGCCAGGUGGUUCCUCAACAAUGGCUACUACAACAUGGAGGCUCUCCAGCAGUUCCUUGAUGAGAUCCAGGAAAAUCGCGAUGUCUACUUCGUGACAUACAGCCAGCUGAUCGAGUACAUGAAGAACCCAGUCAAGCUUGCUGAUGUAGGAAGAUCUGAGGCGUUCACGUGCGACUUUGCUGGCCGCACCCCACUGUGCGCCCAUCCCAACCUGUGUGGCUACUUCAACAUCAGCUACGCGCCCAAUGAUGAGGAGCACCAGGGAGACCGUUUCUUCCAGACCUGUGUUGAGUGCCCAGCUGUGUACCCAUGGGUGGACAACCCACUAGGAGAAGCAUAAGAGGAUUUAUAAAUCCAGUGCCACAUCCCUGCUGACCACUUGAGCUUGAAUAUCACUUGAGAUCCGGGUGUUUUUUUCUCUAAUAACUAUCGUGAUUAUAUAGGUAUAAAUACACUAACUAGCCAACUGCGCUUAUCAACACCAAAGAACUAUUAUUCAAUGCCAACACGACAGUGGCACAAUGUUUACCAAGAUUAGGUUUCUCGUGUGCUCUCAGUUGUAGCAGCAGCUUCAUUCCUUUUACCAGAGCGAAGUUUGAAUCAUUAGGAUUAGCAUAAGGAUGCAGAACCAAGAUAUGGACUGCAUUGCAUUAGGGUAAACCCCUAGGGAAAAUUAACAUAAAAUUUCGCACGCAUAGUUUUUACUUAGGUGAAUUUCGUUUGCAUGUAGCACUGCAUGGCUAUAGUAGGUUGUGAUAUGAGUGAAUACUGUAAAUAAUGUAUUUAUACCUAACGCAUUGCAUGCUAAAAUAUAAUAGGAUUGAAUUGAAA